Messenger RNA from Prunus armeniaca (apricot), 999 nucleotides. The record is from the annotation of a GenBank genome assembly. Lineage: Eukaryota; Viridiplantae; Streptophyta; Magnoliopsida; Rosales; Rosaceae.
AUGGACGACAACAAAGACAACCGCGAUCCAGCUAGAACGACCGAGUUCACAACUCAGUCCACCUGGCCACUCGACCCGGACAGCGCCUACUUCUUCACCAGCCACGACGUCAGAGACAACACACUCCUCACCGAAUUCGGCUGGAACUUCCACCCGGACGGCUCCAGACCCGACGGCUUUUCAGAACUUGACCCGAUCGGAACCCGCGACAUGUCCGAUUUGGCGGCAACUAGUAGCCAGCUUGUUGCGGACUGCUUACGACCCGCCGACAGCAGCAGCAGCAGCACCGCGGCGUUUCGGAGCUCCGACCCGGCCCCCGUCGUCGGAUCCGCUUCAACGAACCCGUCCGUUUCUUCGACAUCCAGCGAGGAUCCGCCGGAGAAAUCUACGGGGUCCGGCGGCAAACCACCGCCCGAGAUACCGAGUAAGGUUAAAAAGAAGGGGCAGAAGAGAAUCCGGCAGCCACGAUUUGCAUUUAUGACUAAGAGUGAAGUUGAUCAUCUUGAGGAUGGCUACCGCUGGCGGAAAUAUGGACAGAAAGCUGUCAAAAACAGUCCCUUUCCAAGGAGCUACUAUCGCUGCACAAAUAGCAAAUGCACGGUGAAGAAAAGGGUUGAACGUUCCUCUGAAGAUCCCACAAUUGUAAUUACCACGUACGAAGGCCAACACUGUCAUCACACUGUUGCAUUCCCCCGGGGCGGAGUGAUUGCUCAAGAAUCUGGCUUUGCAGGCCACCAUUUGGCGCAGCUGCCUCCAGUCAGCUCACACUUCAUGUAUUAUCCUGCAAUUCAACCCAGAGAGCGAGUUAGUCCUCUUAACUUCACACGAACGACUUCGCACCAAUUAGCAUCCCCACGUGGUGGUGGUGAUGAUGAUGAUGAUGAUGAUCAAGCUGCAGGAGCAGGAUCAUCCCACUGCCUUGAUCCACAGACAACUUCAGUUCCUACAGAUGAAGGGCUUCUUGGGGACAUUGUACCUCCUGGGAUGCGUAAACGAUGA